CGAAUCAUAUCAAUCCUAUGUAAUCGAGGGUUGAAAUACUUGUAGGAAGGGUGGUGCCGACGAACCGUGGAUUGGCGGGGAAGGAACGUCCCCAAAAAGUGUUUCCAAAUCCAUCAAAACCCACAUGGCAAGGACAAUCCCCAUGCUGCUUGACACCUAAAGGUAAAAAACUUGGGAGGAUCCAUAGGUAAGAUUCGGCCCUUCUUUUUCUCUCCACUUGCUGUCUCUCUAGAUUUCAUUAUUCCAACUCUUCUCGUGCUCCAUUAUUACCCUAGCACUUCAAGCCUUUUCUCUAUAUAAGUCUUUGUGUCGAUCACCACGAAGAAUCUCAUAAUUCCUUUCUUUCCUAUCAGUCCGUCCUGCUUUGAAAGAAGGUCGACUUCUAUUUUACUGUGUACAACACCUACAUCCUGUCAGCAUAAGAAAAGGUCUAGUUACCUGAUCCAGCACACAAAAUGAUGAUCGGUAACGUCUACUUCAUUGCGGCCGUGUCCGUGGUGGGUGGUGCUCUUUUCGGUUUUGAUAUCUCAUCUAUGUCCGCUAUCAUCUCCACAGAUGCAUAUUUGUGUUAUUUCGAUCAAGGAGGAAUGGUUGAUGGUAAAUGCACGGGUCCAACUCCAAAUGUUCAAGGUAUGGAAUCAUUUUCACUCUUAAUUGAAGUUUAUCAAAGGCUAACCGUAUACAGGUGGUAUCACCGCUUCUAUGCCUGCUGGAAGUUGGCUUGGAGCUCUGAUCUCUGGUUAUAUCUCUGAUAUUCUCGGUAGAAAGAGGGCCAUUCAAAUCGGUUCUGUCAUCUGGUAAACAUUUCCCGCUUUCAUAUUUUGCAUCAAGAGCUGGCCUAAUCAAGCCUGUAUAGGAUCAUCGGUUCAAUUAUCGUCUGCGCUUCCCAAAACAUCCCUAUGCUUAUUGUCGGACGUAUUAUCAACGGUCUCUCGGUUGGAAUUUGCUCUGCUCAAGUUCCAGUCUAUAUCACAGAGAUCGCACCACCAUCCAAGCGUGGAAGACUCGUCGGUUGCCAACAAUGGGCUAUCACCUGGGGUAUUCUCAUCAUGUUCUAUAUUUGUUACGGAUGCUCGUUCAUCAAAGGAACCUCUGCUUUCCGCAUUCCAUGGGGCUUGCAAAUGCUUCCCGCCGUCUUCCUUUUCUUCGCUCUUUUUUUCUUGCCUGAAUCUCCACGUUGGCUCGCUAGAAAAGACCGUUGGGAAGAGGCUCAUCAAGUCUUGUCCCUUGUUCAUGGUCACGGUGACAGCAACUCCCCAUUCGUCGCUAAAGAAUUGGCAGAGAUCAGGGAAGUUGUUGAAUUUGAGAGAGCUAACGCUGAUGUUACCUACAUGGAGUUGUUCAAGCCCAACAUGAUUAACCGAACACACAUUGGUAUCUUCACACAAAUUUGGUCUCAACUUACUGGUAUGAACGUCAUGAUGUACUACAUUACUUACAUCUUCACUAUGGCUGGUUUGGGUAGCAAUGUUCUUUUGCCUUCCUCGAUUCAAUUCAUUAUCAAUGUCGUUAUGACUGUUCCUGGAUUGAUCUGGGUCGAUAAAUUGGGUCGUCGUCCUGUUCUUUUGUUUGGAGCUUUCUUCAUGAUGAUCUGGCUCUUUAUCAACGCUGGUAUCUUGGCUACAUACGGAACAGUUCCAUACCCAGGUCAGUUCUCUAGUGCUGCUGAAUCCAUCUCUAUUACUGGAGCACCAUCAAAAGCCGUCAUUGCAUGCACAUAUCUCUUCGUUGCAUCCUAUGCUCCAACAUGGGGACCGGUUUCCUGGAUCUACCCACCUGAGCUUUACCCUCUCCGCGUCCGUGGAAAGGCUGUCGCUCUCGCUACUUCUGCCAAUUGGGCUUUCAACUUCGCCCUUGCAUACUUUGUCCCACCUGCGUUUGCCAACAUCAGAUGGCAAGUAUAUAUUGUCUUUGGGGUAUUCUGUGUUGCUAUGUUCCUCCAUGUCUACUUCGUUUUCCCAGAAACUAGUCAGAAGCCCCUUGAGGAAGUUGAAGCGAUCUUUGAUUAUUCGACUCCUGGCAGUAUCAGGUUCUUGGGCACACCAGCCUGGAAGACAGGUGUUGAUAAACGUGCAGGACGCUUAGAAAGAGGAGAAUUUGAUGUGGAGGAUAAACUUGGUUCUAGUGUUGCUCAUCAUGAUGAUGCUAUACCAGUCAAUGAGGUUUCUAAGUCUGACUUGUAGGUGAGACGGAAAAGGGGCAUUGAUAUGUGGAGGGAAUCAGAAGGAAAGCUUGGAGAAGCUUAUUGAGAGAGCCGGUACGAUUUAAUGAUGGUGUGGCAUUCAUGAAUGGAUUGCAAUCUGUUGAUUGUUAAUUUGCUUACAGACUUGCUUGAAAUGAGAAUGUAGAUGGAUGUACGAAAUUAUGGAAUGGCGAAUAAUAAUGAAGGGAUUAUGUAAAAGGAAAGAAGAAUUGGUGGAUUAUUGAUACCCAGAUAUGUAUUUAAGAAUGAAAUUCAAGAGAUUAUGUCUUGGUACCUUUUUCAGUCUUGU
This is a messenger RNA of Sclerotinia trifoliorum, 2492 nucleotides long. The record is from the annotation of a GenBank genome assembly. NCBI's taxonomy places the organism in Eukaryota, Fungi, Ascomycota, Leotiomycetes, Helotiales, Sclerotiniaceae.